AUUUAGUUAUUUUUUGACAUCUUUGUAACGAUACCGAUGCGUAAAUUGCGGAGCUUUAGAACAUAAUUUUGGCGGUUCUUGCAGGGUUUUUACCGUCAAGGCAAUUUUCCACAUGGCAAAUAUAAAUUUGGACAAGGAGACUUUCUAUCGUCGACUAAAAAAGUUGUACGCAUCAUGGCAAAACAAAGACGGCGAAAACGGUUUUUCAAAAAUGGAUUGUUUGGUAACGGCGGUCGGUGUUGACGAAGAAAUUGUUUACAGCAAAUCGGGCGCCCUUCAAACAUGGUUGUUGGGAUACGAGCUCACAGAUACCAUUAUGGUCUUCACAGAAUCUACCGUUUAUUUCUUGGCCAGCAAGAAAAAAAUUGAUUUUCUCCGUCAGGCAGACAACAGCAAAGAUGAGAACAGUAUCGGAAUUAAGUUACUUGUAAGAGAUCGGAACGACAAAGACGCCGCCAAUUUCAAAACUUUGAUAGGCGCAAUAAAGGGUAGCAAAAAUGGGAAAAUGCUGGGGGUGUUUUCAAAGGAUAAUUAUCCCGGUGAAUUCAUGGAUUUGUGGAGGAGCGCGAUUAAGAAGGAGGAUUUCUCGACCAUCGAUAUUUCGUCGGGGAUCGCGUACUUAAUUGCGCCAAAAGAGGACAUGGAAAUUAUCACCAUUAAAAAGGCUUGUUUGGUGACUGUGGAUGUUUUCACCAAAUUCCUCAAGGAUCAGAUAAUGGAGAUUAUCGAUUCAGAUAAAAAAGUGAAACACAGCAAACUGGCGGAAGGGGUUGAGUCCGCAAUUUCGGAUAAGAAGUAUGUUACCGGUGUUGACGUCACACAAGUUGAUAUGUGCUAUCCCGCGAUUAUACAGUCAGGUGGUAACUAUAAUUUAAAGUUUAGUGUAGUCAGUGAUAAAAAUACUUUGCAUUUCGGGGCAAUUAUAUGUUCGCUCGGUGCUCGGUACAAGUCUUAUUGUUCUAACAUUGUUCGAACCUUGCUUGUCAAUCCCAGUGAUGAGAUACAGGCAAACUACAACUUUUUGUUAACGAUUGAGGAGGAAGUAUUAAAAAAACUGCAGGCAGGUACUAAAUUGUCGGACGUUUACGAUUCAGGAUACAAUUUGGUUAAGAAGGAGAAACCAAAUUUGCUGGAUAAUUUGACAAAAAGUUUCGGGUUCGCAAUGGGCAUUGAGUUUCGCGAAAGUUCCCUACUGAUCGGACCAAAAACUACAGUGCUUGCAAAGAAGGGAAUGGUCUUCAACUUAAACUUAGGCUUCAAUAACUUACAAAACAAGGAGGCGUCCGAUAAGGAAGGUAAAGUUUACGCGUUAUUUAUCGGCGAUACGAUUAUGGUGAACGAGGGGAAUCCUGCUUCGCUUUUAACCAUGUCAAAAAAGAAGAUAAAAAAUGUCGGAAUUUUUUUGAAAGAUGAUACUGACGAUGAGGAAGAGGAGGAGGAAAAGUCCAAGUCAUCCAAACCCGAAAUACUCGGUAGAGGGAAGAGGACGGCGGUAAUCGAGUCAAAAUUGCGUUCGGAACAUCCAUCCGAGGACAAACGCAAGGAACAUCAGAAGGAGCUCGCGAUGAUGCUGAACGAGAAGGCAAAGGAACGAUUGGCCAAGCAAUCGGGUGCAAAGGACGUUGAGAAAGUGCGCAAAAACACAGUUUCCUAUAAAAAUACCAGUCAAAUGCCGCGUGUUCCCGAAGUUAAAGAAUUGAAACUGUACGUAGACCAAAAAUAUGAAACCGUUAUUUUACCUGUGUACGGAAUACCCGUCCCAUUUCAUAUUUCGACAAUUAAAAAUAUUUCUCAGUCCGUCGAGGGCGACUACACGUACUUACGUAUAAACUUUUUCCACCCCGGCUCGACGAUGGGUAAAAACGAAUCGGGUGCCUAUCACCAGUCGGAUGCUACCUUCGUAAAGGAACUAACGUAUAGAAGUACCAACACGAAGGAGCCUGGUGAAAUUUCGCCCCCCUCGUCCAAUUUAAACACUGCAUUUAGACUGAUUAAGGAAGUUCAACGCAAGUUCAAAACGCGCGAGGCCGAAGAACGCGAGAAGGAAGAUUUAGUUAAGCAAGAUACUCUCGUUCUCUCACAGAAUAAGGGCAAUCCCAAACUUAAAGAUCUAUACAUUCGGCCGAAUAUCGUCACAAAGCGCAUGACCGGCUCAUUGGAAGCGCACACUAACGGUUUUAGAUACACAUCUGUGCGAGGCGAUAAAGUCGAUAUUCUAUACAAUAAUAUUAAAAAUGCGUUCUUUCAACCUUGUGAUAGCGAAAUGAUCAUAUUGCUUCAUUUCCACUUGAAACACGCCAUCAUGUUCGGUAAAAAGAAGCACAUCGAUGUACAAUUCUAUACAGAGGUGGGCGAGAUUACUACUGACCUGGGGAAACAUCAACAUAUGCACGACCGUGACGAUUUAGCUGCAGAACAGUCUGAAAGAGAACUGCGUCACAAGCUGAAGACUGCCUUUAAGAGCUUCUGUGAGAAGGUGGAGACAAUGACUAAACAAGAAAUCGAAUUUGACACACCGUUCCGAGAAUUGGGUUUCCAGGGCGUUCCCUUUAGAUCCACAGUCUUACUGCAGCCGACCUCCGGCUGCCUAGUAAAUCUCACCGAGUGGCCUCCUUUCGUCAUCACUCUCGAAGAUGUCGAGCUCGUUCACUUCGAAAGAGUGCAAUUUCACUUGAAAAACUUUGACAUGGUUUUCGUGUUUAAAGAUUACAAUCGCAAAGUCGCGAUGGUGAACGCCAUACCAAUGAACAUGCUCGAUCACGUCAAAGAGUGGCUCAACUCGUGCGACAUCAGAUACUCGGAGGGUGUACAGUCACUUAAUUGGAUCAAAAUUAUGAAGACUAUUACUGACGAUCCGGAGGGGUUCUUCGAUAGCGGCGGGUGGACGUUCUUGGAUCCCGAAUCGGACGGAGAACAAGCGCAGGAAUCCGAAAGUGAGGAGGAGGAUGAUGCUUACGAACCGUCAGAUUUAGAAAGUGUGUCCGAGGAAAGUGAUGAGGAUUCUGAAUAUUCGGAAGGUGACACUGAAAGUGAAGAUGGCAGUGAUUCAGAAGACUUGGGAAGCGAUGAGGAGUCUGGAAAGGACUGGUCUGAUUUAGAACGUGAGGCGGCCGAAGAGGAUCGUCGCGACCAACAAAUAGAGGACGAAGGAGGACGUAUUAAGCACAAAUCCAAGCAUUCGUCCAGUAAAAGCAAGCACAGCUCGUCUAGCAGAGACAAACACUCCAGUAAAGACAAACACAACAGUAGCAAGGACGGUCAUCGUUCGUCACAUUCGAAAAACUCCUCGCACAAUUCGAAAUCGAAACAUUCGCCUUCUAAGUCUCAUUCUAAGCACUCGCCGUCUAAGUCGAAAAAUUCCUCGUCCCACAAAAGUUCAUCCAGCGACAAAAAGCGUAGUCGAGACGACAGUGGGGACAGGCAUAGGUCGAAGAAGUCGAAAAAGUAAAUUCACUUCAUCUAAUGUAAAUGUUUCCGAGGAUUAUUUUAUUACACAAGUGAGCAACUGUCGAUGUGUCAUAUAAGAUGACCUGUUUUCUAUGUUAG
This is a messenger RNA of Photinus pyralis (common eastern firefly), 3546 nucleotides long. It is a transcript of the gene dre4, whose product is annotated as FACT complex subunit spt16. Lineage: Eukaryota; Metazoa; Arthropoda; Insecta; Coleoptera; Lampyridae. Gene Ontology annotation, cellular component: FACT complex. The transcript is spliced from 3 exons. Gene Ontology annotation, biological process: transcription elongation by RNA polymerase II; positive regulation of transcription elongation by RNA polymerase II. The coding region runs from base 113 to 3448 and encodes 1111 amino acids. The record is from RefSeq and is a predicted model, not a curated record. Gene Ontology annotation, molecular function: nucleosome binding.